Messenger RNA from Nerophis lumbriciformis (worm pipefish), 5400 nucleotides. RefSeq names its product mediator complex subunit 14 (gene med14). Gene Ontology annotation, cellular component: mediator complex; core mediator complex. Lineage: Eukaryota; Metazoa; Chordata; Actinopteri; Syngnathiformes; Syngnathidae. The record is from RefSeq and is a predicted model, not a curated record. Gene Ontology annotation, biological process: regulation of transcription by RNA polymerase II. Gene Ontology annotation, molecular function: transcription coregulator activity.
UUUGGGUUUUCUCCCCCACCAGCCUCCUGUUAAUGAGCCCCAUUAGCAAAGAUGGCGGCCAAGCAGCAUUGAACUCAUUUCUUUCCCCGGGCGGCACGUUAUUCGCAGUCCAUUACCGACUUCCCCGCUACUCCAGCCAACUCUUCACGGGCGAGAAAUGUAGUUAACGCGCGAUAAAGUACUUAUUGUGGGGAGUAGAGCCACCGCAAGCCGACAGUUAAGCGUCCAAGCGCCGGUCGUGCCUGGGCGCCGUGCUAAGCUAGCUAUCGUCAUUGUAAAAUGGCCCCGGUGCAGAUUGGCGCGGACGGGCAGUUGGUGCCACUCGGCGGCCCGGUCGUGUCGGGCCCCCAGCCGCCGCAGCCCGGACCCCUGCCCACACACGGGAUCCGACUGAGUCUACUGAUCGACUUUCUUCUGCAGAGGACCUACCAUGAAAUCACUCUCCUGGCAGAGCUGCUUCCAAGGAAAACGGACAUGGAGAGGAAAAUCGAGAUUGUCCAGUUUGCGAGUCGCACCAGACAGCUCUUUGUGCGUCUCCUGGCCCUGGUGAAGUGGGCCAGCAAUGCGGGCAAGGUGGAGAAAUGCGCAAUGAUCUCCAGCUUCCUGGAUCAGCAAAUCAUCUUGUUUGUGGACACGGCCGACAGGCUUGCGUCGCUCGCCCGAGACGCCCUGGUACACGCGCGGCUGCCCAGCUUUGCUAUCCCCUUUGCCAUCGACGUCCUCACAACGGGCUCCUAUCCACGCUUGCCCACCUGCAUACGAGAUAAAAUCAUUCCGCCAGACCCCAUUACUAAAACGGAGAAGCAGACCACCCUCAACCAGCUCAAUCAGAUCCUCCGACACCGCCUGGUCACCACAGACCUGCCUCCCCAGCUAGCCAACCUCACAGUGGCUAAUGGUCGCGUGAAGUUUCGGGUGGAAGGGGAGUUUGAGGCCACGUUGACAGUGAUGGGCGAUGACCCGGAUAUUCCCUGGCGGCUGUUGAAGUUGGAGAUCCUAGUGGAGGACAAGGAAACUGGCGAUGGCCGAUCCCUGGUGCACAGCCUGCAGGUGAAUUACAUCCACGAGCUGGUGCAAGCACGCCUGUGUGCGGAUGAGAAGCCCCUACAGGACUUGUACAACUGCUUGCACUCCUUCUGUCUCUCGCUGCAGCUGGAGGUGCUCCACUCGCAGACCCUGAUGCUCAUCAGAGAGCGUUGGGGAGACCUGGUGCAGGAGGAGAAAUACAUGCCCGCAAAGUACCUCAUCCUCACUGUCUGGAAUCAACAGGUCCUAGGCAGAAAAACGGGUACAGCCUCUGUGCAUAAAGUCACCAUCAAGAUCGAUGAAUCAGAUGGAUCGAAGCCGCUGCAGAUCUCCCAUGAGCCCCCUCUCCCUGCGUGCGACUCCAAAUUAAUGGAGAGAGCAAUGAAGAUCGACCACCUGUCUGUGGAAAAGCUUUUGAUUGACAGCGUUCACGCCCGUUCCAACCAGAAGUUACAGGAAUUAAAGGCCAUUCUGAAGGGAAACAAUCCCAGCGACAGCUCAUUCAUCGAAACCGCUCUACCCACACUCGUCAUUCCCAUACUGGAGCCGUGCGGUCGCUCCGAGUGCCUACAUAUAUUCGUCGACCUCCAUUCGGGCAUGCUGCAGCCCAUGCUGUACGGAUUAGAUCAGUCGAUGCUGGACGACAUCGAGAAGACGGUCAACGACGACAUGAAGCGCAUCGUGUCGUGGCUUCAACAACUCAAAUUCUGGUUGGGCGAGCAGCGCUGCCGACAGUCGGUGAAGCACCUUCCCACCGUGUGCACUGACAUCCUCCACCUGUCCAACACGGCCACACACCCCGUGGGCAACUUGUCCAAACACAAACUCUUCAUCAAGCUCACGCGACUCCCGCAGUAUUACAUUGUGGUGGAAAUGCUCGACGAGCCAAGCAACCCGGCGGCGUUGCAGUACAAGUACUCCUUCCUGAUUGUUACACAGCUGGAAGGCGACGACGGGCCCAUGUGUGCGCAGCUCUUGCAGCAUUUCAAGCCCAACCUGGAACACCUCGUUCAGGACACCACGUCGACGCGAGGACACCGGACUGUGUCCAAGAGAAAAAUGACUGGGGAGCAGACCGAAUUGGAGCCAAAGAAGCCUAAACGCUCAGGGGAGAUGAGUGCCUUCAACAAGGAGCUGGCGCACCUGGUGGCCAUGUGUGACACCAAUAUGCCUUUUGUUGGCCUCAGAACCGAGCUGUCCAACAUGGAGAUUCCAAACCAGGGUGCUCAAGUGGAAGGAGACAGCAGCAGUCACGCCAUCCGCCUGCUGACGAUCCCUCCUUGCAAAGGUGUAGGAGUGGAGACCAGGAAAGCUUUAGCGCGUUCCCUCUUGGACUGCACUUUCCGCCUGCAGGGCAGGAACAACCGCACAUGGGUGGUAGAGCUGGUGCUGGCCAACUGCCCCCUCAACAGCACCCAUAGCAAGGAACAAGCCUCUACACGGCACGUGUACCUGACCUACGAGAACCCCCUGUCAGAGCCGGUGGGCGGGCGCAAAGUGGUGGAGAUGUUCCUCAACGACUGGAGCGCCAUCAGUCAGCUGUACCAGUGUGUGCUCCAGUUCUCUCGGGCGCUACCAGAGCUGCCGUCCUACCUCGGCCUCUUCUCAGAGGUACGCCUGUACAACUUCCGCAAGCUGGUGCUGUGCUACGGCACCACCAAGGGCAGCUCAGUCACCAUCCAGUGGAACUCCAACAGCCACAGGUUCCACCUGGCCCUCGGCACCGUGGGGCCCAACUCGGGCUGCUCCAACUGCCACAACAUCAUCCUCCACCAGCUGCAGGAGAUGUUCAACAAGAACCCCAAUGUCAUUCAACUGCUGCAGGUGCUUUACGACACACAGGCUCCUCUCAACGCCAUCAACAAGUUACCAACCGUGCCCAUGCUGGGCCUGACCCAGCGCACCAACACUGCCUACCAGUGCUUCUCCAUCCUGCCCCAGUCGCCCACGCACAUCCGCCUGGCCUUCCGCAACAUGUACUGCAUCGACAUCUACUGCCACAGUCAAGGUGUGGUGGCUAUCAGGGACGGAGCGUACAGUCUCUUCGACAACACCAAGAUCGUGGAGGGCUUCUACCCGGCUCCUGGACUCAAGACCUUCCUGAACAUGUUUGUGGACAGCAACCAGGACGCCCGCAGGCGCUCGGUCAACGAAGACGACAACCCGCCGUCGCCGGUGGGCGUGGACGUGAUGGACACGCUCAUCAACCAGCUGCAGGCCCAGCCGCAGAGCUUGAGACCCGCCGGCGGAGGCGUCUACCCGCCCCUCACCUCGCCGCCGCCGAAUUACCACGCCAAUAUCACGCCCUCGCCGUCCAUGAUGCCCACGCAAUCGCCAGGGAACAUCCAUGCCUCUGGCUCCCCUAGCGGAGCGCUGAGGGCACCCUCUCCUUUCGGCCCUACCCCGUCUCCAUCUUCUCUGGGCAUAGCCAUGGGUCAGACCAGCUUUGCCAGCCCCCACGGUGCUCUGGACCCCAGCUCUCCCUAUGCCAUGGUGUCUCCCAGCCACAGGGGCCCGUGGCCGGGCUCUCCCCAGGUCUCAGGUCCUUCUCCUGGGGCGAGGAUCCACGGCAUGUCCCCUGGUAACCCUUCGUUGCACUCGCCAAUUCCUGACCCUCACUCUCCUCGUGCUGGACCGAUCAUGCCCACCAGUAUGCCUCCACCCCGCAAGCUACCUCAGCGCCCCUGGGCUGCCUCCAUCCCCACUAUCCUCACCCACAAUGCCCUGCACGUGCUCCUGCUGCCCUCGCCCACCCCCUGUCUGGUGCCAGGCCUGGCGGGAAGCUACCUCUGCUCGCCGCUGGAGCGCUUCUUGGGUUCGGUCAUCAUGAGGCGGCACCUGCAGAGGAUCAUUCAGCAGGAAGCCAACCUUUCCAUCGUGAACUCCAACGAGCCCGGGGUUAUCAUGUUCAAAACGGACGUGCUCAAGUGUCGCGUGGCUCUCAACCCAAAGAACUACCAGACUCUGCAGCUCAAAGUCACGCCGGAGAACGCGGGCCCGUGGUCACAGGACGAGCUUCAGGUGCUGGAGAAGUUCUUUGAGACGCGGGUUGCAGGCCCUCCCUUUAAAUACAACACAUUGAAUGCCUUCACAAAGCUGCUGGGAGCACCCACGCACAUCCUCAGAGACUGUGUGCGCAUCAUGAAGCUGGAACUGUUCCCAGACCAGGCUGCGCAGCUGAAGUGGAACGUCCAGUUCUGCCUCACCAUCCCUCCCAGCGCUCCCCCCAUCGCCCCCCCCGGAACCAUCGCCGUGGUGCUCAAGUCCAAGAUGCUGUUCUUCCUGCAGCUGACCCAGCGCGUCCCGGUGCCUCAGGAGCCCGUGAGCAUCAUCGUGCCCAUCGUGUACGACAUGGCGUCGGGCUUCACCCAGCAGGCCGACAUCCCCAGGCAGCCCAGCUCCUCUGGGGCGGCGGCGCUCAUGGUGUCCAACAUCCUGAAGAGGUUCAACGAGCUGCACCCCACCAGACCGGGUGACUGCACCAUAUUCGCGUCGGUCCACGAGCUGAUGGCCAACCUCACCCUGCCGCCCGGCACACGCCAGUAGAAGACCCACGGACCAAUGGAGACCCUUACUGGACCACGGAGCACGACGGAGGUCUGGACGUUUUUAGAUGGCCGACGUCACGUUAGUUUCAAUCCUAGUGAAUGACAUCAUCAUGUGUUGGUUCUUACAGGCUGAAGAUGAGUAGAGGAGGUAUAUUUUGCAUAUCCAGGAUAUUUUGUAAACAGGAAUAUUAUCUAUUGAAAUUAUGUUUGUUUACAAGAAUAUGUACAUUGUUGUAUAUUUGACUUUCUUUCAAGAUAGACUCCUUUUUUCUUCUUUUGGCCUGCACCUCUCACGGUGUAUCAUGAGAAAUGAUCCCUACCUUGUCUUCGGGACUUUUGGCGAGAGCUCUCCCUCGCAUUUGUACUUUCACUACGGACUACUGUGACAGACUUUAUAAAGCCGGCUGUAUUUUACGGGGGGGGAUUUGAUACAUCCUGUCUCAACAUUUUGCUAUUUAAUAAAGAAAGCAAGCAGGAGGAAGUUCUUCCACCAGCAAAGCCUGAUCUAUUUCAGCAAAAUAAAAAACAUACCCUACUCCAUACUUGCCAACCGUCCCGGAUUUCCCGGGAGACGCUCGAAAUUCAGCGCCUCUCCCGAAAUUCAGGCGGAGCUGGAAGCCACGCCCCCUCCAGCUCCAUGCGGACCUGAGUGACGUCAGGUGCGCAACACCACGUAAAUCGUUGGCCAACCAAAAAGUAACCCCAGUACGCUAUAGCCAACAUUCACCAGGAGAUGGCAACAGACAAACAUAGAUCACUCUAUUACAUUAUUCCCCUUUUAGAAAUGUAUAGAAGUUACUCAAAAUAAAUAAACAACCCAACCAAA